Messenger RNA from Paraphaeosphaeria sporulosa, 7961 nucleotides. RefSeq names its product cell morphogenesis protein-like protein. The transcript is spliced from 3 exons. NCBI's taxonomy places the organism in Eukaryota, Fungi, Ascomycota, Dothideomycetes, Pleosporales, Didymosphaeriaceae. Bases 115 to 7782 code for a protein of 2555 amino acids. Gene Ontology annotation, biological process: cell morphogenesis. The record is from RefSeq and is a predicted model, not a curated record. Gene Ontology annotation, cellular component: cell cortex; site of polarized growth.
UGACAAACACCCAGGACCUCUCGUCGCCCUCCUCCCGUCCCCAGCGCUCGGCCCAGAGCCCCCUCCGGCCGCACUGCAGUGCCCCCAGAUGAGGAUCCGAAGCGGCCGGCGGCAAUGUCUGCUCCAUCCCCGCUGGCGCAAGGCCGUCCACCCGCUGGGAACUCGCCGCACCACAUAGAGGGGCCCAGCAUCCCCUCCCGUGAGCCCUCGGUGACACGGGGGCGAGCGCUGACAGCAUCCUCGCGCAUCCUCUCGCCGCGCUCGCAGACGCCUGUCCUCACCCCCAGCAGCAACUCGAGCCCCGACCGAAGCCUCGAGCGCAAGGCCUCGCUGCCGUAUGCCCACAACCGCCAGACCUCCAUCGUGCAUGGCAUCCAGCACUCGCGCAACACGAGCUUCGUCAAUUCGCCGGCCACCAGCCCGCUGAGCCCCCAAGUCAUCGCCGCCCAGGGCCCCUCGCUCGAUGGAACCGCCAUGUCGCAGGAGACGAUAGCCGAAGCCUUCGCGGCCAAGGGCGCACCAGCACCCGCCGCCAACGGCCAUGGCCAUGCGCCCACCGGCUCCGUGGCAACCGACGCGAGUGUAUCCCACCGGAGGCCGGAGCGCGCACAGAGUGCGAGGUCGCGGAAGGGCGGGCACCACCACCACCGCUCGCAGUCUCGCCAUCAGGCCCAGCACGAGCUCAAGACGGUCGGCGAGUACGCCCUGCACCACCUCUUCAACUCCUUCAUCCCCCAGGCAGACCUGAAGAUAAGCCAGUGCAUGUCAGACCACGGCCAGCCGGAAGCCAGGGUGGAGCGAAUAUGCGGUCCGGGAGUCGACCCCAACUUUGACCAGCUCAUAUGGGCUCUGGGCCACAUUGCCAAGAACAAACCCAAGUCGCUGAUCGACACCAUCAUGAUCUGGCGGAAAGGGAAGAGCGAGGAUGCCACCCAGCUGCGCAUCAAGCUCGCCAACGCCCGUCAGGCAGUUUCGCUCCCGCAGUCAGUGCUCCCCCGCCGCAACACGGAGCCUCUUCAGCUCGGCGAUCCCCAUGCUGCUGCCGCUGCCGCAACAAGUCCGGAAUAUAUGCUUGCGCUGCAGCAGACUGUAGCUCAGGCCGAACAGCGUUCGACCGUUUCUACGUAUAUACUAUGCCGGGUACUAAUUCAGAUCAUCAACCAAACGACGUUGGACUCUCUGACCCUCGACAUGGCUGAACGCCUCCUGAGCCUUUUCUACAACCAGUUGAAUACCGUGGACCCGGAACAAGCGGAGGAGUCGUCGGUGCACAAAGCUAACUGGGUCAUCUACAGCCAACUUUUGGGGGAAUUGAGCGAAUUGAUCUUUCAUAGUGUGCAAGAGAAAUUUGUUGCGGAUCUAAAAGGCAUCGACUCCCAGUACACGCAGUACUCCAUCAAGAAUCAGUCCAGUAGAGAGGUCGAAGCCAAGGGCGCACUCCUCGUCCGAGGGAUGCGGUACCUACGCGUGAAAACAACGCCCGUGGAUCUAUGGGACCGCACAUGCGAAUUUAUGUUCUCAUUGGCGAAGUUGUUCGCCAAUGCCCACGGCCAGACAAUCAAAUACGCAUAUUGCCAAGUGCUCCGAGAUCUUCUUCUCCGAAUUGCAUCGGAAACCAUGCCGCAGUUCAGUACGCCUAGAUGGAAAAGCGUCAUCGACAUACUUAAAUCGAGAGCAUCGCUACUUCUGAGCAAACCCAAACACUGGCAAGAGGCGUUUCCACUCAUGUGUGCCAUACUUUGCGUAUCACCGGCUGACACCUUUGCGGCUCAGUGGUUACCGCUUGCUUUGUCAACACAACCAAGGUUGAAAGAGCGUGCAACGAGAGCCGUUGCUCUAAAAGGAAUAUGCCAGCUGGUUUGGAGCUACCUCUACAGGGCUGCCCCCGAUCCUGCGAAUGUUGCUAUGCGAAAGUUGGAGGACAUCAUCCGUAUGGUAUAUCAACCUGGCAAGCGAUCGUACCUGUCAACAGAACCUGCCAUUGCGGAGCCUUUUAUCCAACUGACCCGUAUCAUUGGUUUCAAGUUCCAAGAUGUCUGUUUUAGGGCCAUAAUCUUCCCGCUGCUCAAUGCAGAAACAUUCACUUCUGGGCGGGACUUACGCGUUGAAAAUUUGGACCCCGACCGCAUGGUCAUCGGCAUCCGAUCUUUCCUUGCCAUUAUGACGGAUCUCGAGAACGCGAGCGAGAUUCAACAUCCACCUUUCCCCAGCCCGUUCGCACCAGAAACCAACGCUUCUACUACAACAAACCAUCCACAGCCAAUCGUCAGCCCACACCCUCUGCAGCAUCCAGCAAUGAGGUCACUGCUUCCAACUAAGGAGGAACGCCUCUCCCGCCCCGUGAACUUUUCUGGGUUCCCUGAAAUAGCCAAAGAAUAUUAUGUUCGAUUCUGUAAGAUUCUAGGCGACAUCACGAUCAUCUGCGAUAAUGCGUUCGGUGGGCAAGCAGUACUAGACGAGAAAUUCUCCCUUCAAACACCAAAGACACCCAUGUCUGAAGCUUUUAGCUUCGCUCGAAGAGAGGACCAGACCCCCACCGAUCCGCGACAAGGGUUUUAUGACCUUUUGCACGUGGCUGUCCAGGCUUUGCCUCGCUGCCUGUCACCUCACAUCCCGUUCAGUUCUCUUGUUAAUCUCUUAUGUACAGGGACAGCUCAUGUCCAUGGCAACAUCGCGACCUCAUCUGCGCAAUCUCUCAAGUCUAUCGCUCGUCAAUCCUUUGCCCAACAAGUCACGAUUGCGUUCGCACGGUUCAUCUUUACUUUCGAUGAUCGUUAUUCCACCAUGUCCGAUGGCGGUAUGCUUGGCCCAGGCCAUAUUGAAAGAACGCUCAAACUCUAUGUUGAGCUGCUCGAGAUAUGGAUUGAAGAGAUCAAAGAGAAAACCCGCAAAGCGGCUUUAGACACCCCUGAUGACGGUAUGGGAAACAGAGGCAUCCAUUUGGACUUGUCAUCAGUUUGGGCACACGUCGAUGAAGUUGAAUCUCACGGUCUUUUCUUCCUGUGUUCACCGUCCCGCCGAGUAAGAGCUUACGCUGUAACUGUACUACGCCUCAUAACAGAGUUCGAUACCGCACUCGGAGGCUCCAAUACCAGAAUCAUCCGCGUGAUGGAGGGAAGCCCACAAAAGGUUAUGGAUAUCAGCGACGAAAAGCUUUCUCUUGCGGAACGGACCCGUCUGCAGCGAGGUAUGCGCAAGAGCAACGUUCAGAGUACACUUGUGGAGCUUUGCAGCAGCGAUGUACCCUACGACUCAACGCUCUGGUUCAAGGUCUUUCCCAAUCUUGUGCGCAUCAGUUUUGAGGUCUGUCCUUUUGCAGUCACCCUAACGCGCGACAUUGUUUGCGCUCGCCUGUCCCAGAUGCAUCGAACUUUGAUCUCGAUAACUGAAGGCCCGAAAGCCAGUCCCUAUGCAUCUUUCGAUUCUGCUAUGAACAAAGCUGCCAAUCGCAUGCCAUCGACGGCCCCAGAGAUCUUUGUCGAGCAAUGGAAGCUUUAUUUGAUUUUCGCAUUCACAACAUUGACCAACCUCGGCGUUAACAACCAGUCCGUAGCAAGUGCAUCUGCACAGCACUCGAGGAAAAGUUCCAAGUCAUCACAAAAGAGCUCCAAUAAGGUCUAUACGGCAAGCGAACUAUUUGCACGGGUGCUACCGUUUCUUGCCUCCGAUAGUUCUGCGGUGCGCGACGCUACCGUCGUUGGGCUGGGCUCGAUCAAUAUCAACUUAUACCGUACCUUACUGGAGUCAUUGCAUGGUCAAGCGGCAGCUUGCGCCGAAGAAGCAAAGACAAGGCUGGGAUCGCACACUCGAACCAUCAGCAGCCCUCGGCGCAAUCGACGGACAGACCACUUGAGAACGGAACUCACUCAUGUCUACAAGCUGACCUCGCAAUUCCUGAAGCUACCAGAAGCUUACAACGAUGACUGGAUUCUCAACAACCUUGUCAACUAUACUAAAGACCUUCGAAUCUUCCUCAGCGACGCAGAAGUGCAGAACGAGUGGGGCUUCCAGAAACUGCGUACUCACUACUGUGGCCUAGUAGAAGUCCUCUUUGAAGGAAUUAACAAGACGCCUGAUCCCUUGCAGUGGAUGCCUUUCCAGGCUCGAAAGGCAGCUUUUACGCUGAUGGAGGAUUGGUGCGGCUACUCAGCCAACCAGCCACAAAUCCGACAGCGAGAAGAAAACAUGAGGCGAUCUAUGCUCGACCGUGAGGCUGACAUGAGCAGCAAAGGCAUUGCCACUGCUGCCAUGGAAAUCGAAAAACGAGAUCUUCGUACAGCCGCCCUCAGCGCAAUGGCUACCCUUUGCGGCGGUCCCAUCAGCAUCACGACAGAUAGCAAAGUCGUUCUUCAGUUUGAUGUCCGGCGCAUGCUCUCAUGGAUUGACGGUAUCUUUGAGACACCCAGCGACAGGACUCAUGCAAUUGGUCGGAGGGCAUUGACCAAUCUGAUCCUUCAUAAUCGCGAACAUCCAUAUCUCCUCGAGCGCGCCAUCGAGAUGUGCUACAUUUCAAAAUCCUCCAAGGCACUUGAAAGUUAUUUCGAGGUUGUGACGCAAGUACUCACACAACGAGAAGAUUACACUUUGCCGUACUGGAAAGUGCUUAGUGCGGGUCUCUACACCCUCGGUCACGAGAACAACGAGCUGCGUAUGAAAUCAGCGCGCCUGCUGCGAACGCUGGAAGCUCGCGAACAGAAGAACUCAAAACUUCAAGAUCUUGACAUUAGUAUAUCCGACAAAACCAUCGCCGUUUACAAACUUGCCCAGUUCGAAGUCUCCCGACGGCUCGCACAUCAACACGCAGAGCUCGCGUUCAUGGUCUUCUCACAGUUCUCGUACUAUUUCAAGGAGCUGCAGCCCGAUCACCAACGUAACAUGGUAGCAGCUAUGCUUCCAUGGAUUCAAAGUGUGGAGUUGCAGCUGAAUCCCGACGGUGGCCCUACAGCGAGCUCGUACAUGCUUUUGGUCAAUCUUUUCGAGAUUACCGUUCGUUGCAGUAGCGCUCUACACAAUGAGAUCCAGGCUCUCUGGCAAGCCUUAGCCGCGGGCUCCGGGGGCAAUGUACAACUGAUCCUUAACUUCAUCAUCAACCUCUGCCUUGAUAAACGCGAACAAAAUUUCGUCGACUAUUCCAAACAAAUUGUGGUGCACCUGGCCGGGACAGGUGCGAAAGUUGUUGAGGCUCUGCUACUUCAGAUCAACCCUCGCUCUAUGGUACAUGAAAAACGAGAGCCUAGCCCUCCUCCUCCGGAUGCGAUCAACCUUCCCUACCUUGCGGACCUUGGCGCCCUGCUGCCUACGAGCAACAAGCAGUCCGGAUUCUCCCUUGGUCAGGUGUGUCUGAUACUACUUGUUGACCUUAUGGUCUCGCCCCUGCAGCUUGGCAGCGAACACCUGCCACUUCUCCUCCAAGUGGUGCUGGUGCUCUGGGACCAUUAUACUCCUGUCGUUCAGGAUCAAGCCCGGGAAAUGCUCGUCCAUCUCAUCCACGAGCUCGUCAUAUCUAAGAUUGAAGAUGACAAUACUGUCGGUAUAGACAAGAGUGCUAUUGAAGAGUUCAUUGAGAACGUACGACAGCACGACUCUAAAAUUGUCUGGAAUUACGACGACAAAAAUGGCAAAGACUCCGAGGACUCUGGUAACAAGGUGCCUGAUUCGAUGACGCACGUUGCGAACGAAGUCAUGCGUUUCUUUUCAUUCACAAACCCUGGGCUCCGCGAAGCAUGGGGAAAAGUGGCGCUGAAUUGGGCGACUUCCUGCCCUGUUCGUCACUUGGCCUGUCGGUCUUUCCAGCUGUUUCGGUGCAUUCUAAGUACACUGGAUCAGGCAAUGCUCUCCGAUAUGCUGGCACGACUUUCUAAUACUAUCUCGGAUGACGAGAGCGACAUUCAAACGUUUUCGAUGGAAAUUCUCACGACCCUCCGAGCAAUCAUCGAAGCCCUUCAACCAGAAGACCUGCUCAAAUACCCUCAGCUUUUUUGGACCACAUGUGCAUGCCUGGACACCAUACAUGAAGGGGAGUUUAUGGAGAGCAUGCUGAUGCUGGACAAGUUCUUGGAUAAGGUCGACUUGAGCAACCCCGAUGUUCUGGUCUUUUUGAAGAAAAGUCGUCCCCCGAAAUGGGAAGGGGACUUUGAGGGCCUCUUUCAGCUUGUCUUCAAAGGUGUACGUUCGAGUCUGUGCUUGGAUCGAUCUUUGCGCCUGCUCGAACGGCUUGUGAUCCUACCUUCCAGUGAGCUUGUAGGGGAUGAGAGUCGUCUCACAUUUGCUGUUCUCGCAAACUUGCCGCGAUUCUUGCGUGCUUUCGAAGAACCGGGCAAAGAUCCUGCAGUCCGAGACAGCGCAGAAGUCCUUGCACAAGUGGCGCUCGAGCAUCAGGUUGAUGACCUUGCAUCAUCUCUAUCCGCUUUUGCCAGGAAAAUCUCGCGGCAAGGCGAUCAGUUCUUGAGGCAAGUGUUGGACGCAAUUGUUGAGUACUACUUUCCUCAGUUGGAAUUCAGCAGUCUCGUCUUCCUUUUGGGGCUUCUGUCCAACAAGCUCGAUUGGUUCAAGAUCAACACGAUGCAAGUGCUCACUCUAUUAAUCAAGAAGAUCGAGAUGCGAAAGCCGGAAAUCGCCCACCGGGGCCCGGAUGUUAUCUCGCCUCUGUUACGUCUCCUUCAAACCGACCUGUGUGGCUAUGCCCUACAAGUGCUGGACUCGGUCAUAGACGUAACAGGCGGACCUCAACCGCCAAACCUAGAGAGAGCUCAUAUCCGCAUGAGUAUGGCAGGGUCAAAUACCAGCAGAGCGUUCAAAAAGCAGUUUGGCACAACACAGUCACUUUACGGCAUUCCUGAGGAGACUGGCUGGUCGAUUCCAGUGCCCGCACACCAUUCACAUCUUACUCGCACCAAUGUGCAUGCAGUGUUCUACACUUGCAGUAACCUUGACGCCGAGACUGCUGCAGACGUUGCAACACCGAAAAUCGAGUUCCGCCAGGAUGAAUUCCCAUUCAGCCCCGUAUCAGACUACCGCACUGCGACAAUGACAUCUGAAGACACACGCGGGGAAAGCCACAUUGGCGAGUUGGUGAUGAAGUUGGACAGUCUAGAUGAUUUCUUCGAAGACGAUGAUGAAAACGAAAUUUUGACCGAUCUACCAGACAGCUCGAUCUUCGGAACCAAUCGCUAUGGAAACGGACUGUACCCACAUAGCUCACAAGACGUCCGAGAGAAUCUCUACGACCAGCAGACUGCGCCCAUUCUGCACAAGUCUCUCACCCGAAACGGCAGUGUGAGCUCUUUCCAGUUCGGCUCUUCAGACGUCAAACUUUCUCCAGCGCGUGAUCCGGGCGUGAUGAAUCCCGGAGCAUUCAGCUCGUUCACAUCUGGCCAACAUCAUCUUCCACCCGCCCCACCUGGACGUCCAGGGCUACACUCGCGUUCAGUUACGUCACCCUCAGCGCCGAAUCAAACGCAGCGGCUGUCUCCCGCUCUUUCCUCCUCAGCAUUUGAUGAUCACGGUGAACCAUUUUCCGACGAUGAUUUAGCCGUCGGACGCUCCAUCUCUGCGAGCGCUAGUACAGAGAAACUCAGUAUCGAGACGGUGAUUGGAGGGCUAAAGCAAGACACAAGAAGCAAGAUCCGAAGUGGGAUGAGAAGGCUUACGGGGAGCAGCAGCGACAACCGAGAAAAAGAACGGAUGCGAGAAGCGGUGAAACAGGCGCUGCAAAAGAGUCCACAGGUACCCAAGGUGCCAGAUAUCUAUCUGGUACAGAAUCCGAAGAGCGCCGACCCGUAAUGCGACAUGUGCAUGGGCAAAGCAAUUGGAGUCUCGGGUAAUGAUAGAUGUACGUGUAGGUACGAGAAAUAUGCUGGCUUUGGGAUUUAUGUGGGGCAUGUGUUUUGGGGGUUUCGGUUCAGAUGGUUGCAUGCGCGGAGAUACCAACACUCUUUCGAGAUACCACUUUUAAUGAUAUG